Camellia sinensis is the source of this 2011-nucleotide messenger RNA. Its product is annotated as protein EFFECTOR OF TRANSCRIPTION 2. Lineage: Eukaryota; Viridiplantae; Streptophyta; Magnoliopsida; Ericales; Theaceae. Gene Ontology annotation, molecular function: DNA binding. The record is from RefSeq and is a predicted model, not a curated record. Gene Ontology annotation, biological process: regulation of DNA-templated transcription.
UUAAAGCGAGCGCAGGUAGCGGCGGUUUGUUUAUUGCGGGAGAGAAAAAUGGAAAUGGUAGUGAGUAAACAGUGUGACGCCGUCUGGGACAGGAGGUCGAAGAGAGAAGACUGUGAUCUCACCAAACAUGACCCCGAUUUCUCCCAAUGGAAGGCUCUCGUUGGGCCUUCUGAUUGGGAAGAUCAUUCCUCGGGGAAGGAAGGAGCAGAGAGAUACAGGGUUUACAACCUCCCAUAUUGUUCUUCAUGUUCAGGUCUUUAUGAGCUUGGCAUAGCUCUACCAUGUACCCGUUCAGGGCGUGAGAUUAGCAAGCUUUACCCGGACCGUAUAAUUCCAGUUUACCUUGGACAAUCUGACGAUAUUAAGUGUAGACUACAAUGUUAUGGCCGUGAAGGUGCUCAUUUAGAGAAUGGAAACUCAAUUGGAUUAUUUUCGGAUAUAUUUUCGAGAGGCUGCUCUAUUGUGUAUAGAUGGGCUCCUAUGAAAAGUAAGAGGGAGGCUGAAAAAACAGAAGCUCGGCUGCUUGACAAAUUUGAUUAUGCAUGGAACAAAGGCAAUAAUGGCGUACGUCGCGAUAAUGAUAUUCUCGAGAAACUUGAUCGAAGCACAUCAAGCAAUACCCAAAUGCUCGCUAUUGCCAAGAAGCUCCAGAAUUUCCAUCAGAAGAAAAUAGGUAUCAAAAUUGACGCUUGCAAGCCACUUCUGUUGCAGAAUGGAUCCAACAUAUAUACUAAUCUGGACAGCAAUGAUUUCCCUUCUCGAAUUCUCAAAAUUGGUAGAUCACAGCCUAGACUAGUUUCACUGAGCUUUGGUUUCAACGAGGACACCUCUCAUAUUUGUGGGGUUGCCUUAAGUCAUGGAUCUGUUUGUAGAAGGCCACCAGUUGAAGGAAGAAAAAGAUGUGUUGAGCACAGAGGAAUUAAAACCAAUGGUUUAACCUCAAAAUUGAUUACUGAGGGCUCAUUUUCUAUUUGUGGAAUUACCUUGAAUGAUGGAACUCCGUGUAGAAGACAAUCAGUCCAUGGAAGGAAAAGAUGUGAAGAGCACAAAGGAAGAAAGAUUAAAGGAUCAUCCCUUUCUGAGUCAGUAACAGAAGGGAAACAACGCUAUGUACAUGGUCCAGUUUUGGGUCCAGGUAAUGAUUAUGGGCAGAUUUCCUCGGAAUCCCGUAAAUUCCAUAUACCAGAAUCUCCAGUUCUCUCAAAGAGGUCUGUUAUUAACAAGAAUUUGGACACCAUUUGUGGGGUGAAUUUUCAAGAUGGAACCUUCUGCACAAGGAAACCUGUGGUUGGAAGAAAGAGGUGCGAGGAACACAAAUGGAUGAGGGUUGACGGAUCCAGGUCUAAGCUACCGGUUGCAAAUCUACCCAGUGUGUUUGAUAGUUCAGGUAUCAGUUCUAGUAGUGGUCAGAAACAUUACAACAACUCUUAUCAAUCAGUCUCAUACAAAUGCGUUGUCAAUGAAAGUUUUUCUUCUACUUGUGGAGCUACCUUGGCUGAUGGAUCCUCUUGUAGAAGGCCACCGACUGAAGGUAGAAAAAGGUGUUGGCAGCACAAGGGCAUGAGGGAAAAUAGUGCAAGUUCUUAUAAUUUCACCUCUAUGUAUGGAGGGUUUUCAUCAGAUAUAUGUGGUGCUUCCUUGCGAAAUGGAUCCAUAUGUUCUAGAAUGCCAGUCCACGGAAGGAAGAGGUGUGAGCAGCAUAAGGGGAUGAGAGCCGCCUUCUGAGAGGAACAUUCUGGAAUUAGAGUCUUCCAAGAAGAACAAGCUAUCUGUGUAUUCCUAAUAAAUAAAAUCCUAGCUUGUUUUUCCUUUGGAAGAUGGCAAUUACUCAUCUAUUUUCUAGCUUGCUGUUGUGUGUAGGUUUCUUCAUGCCCAUUAAAUAGUGAAGGGCAUUUCUAGAUUGCUGUUGAUUGGAGUAGCUUGGUUUGCAUGCAUGUAAAUGUUACUUUGUAUUAUGAGAUGUUAUCUUGUUGAAUGCAUUAACUGAGGAUCCUUUGGACCACAUUCAUUC